This is a messenger RNA of Cantharellus anzutake, 702 nucleotides long. Its product is annotated as SGNH hydrolase-type esterase domain-containing protein. Lineage: Eukaryota; Fungi; Basidiomycota; Agaricomycetes; Cantharellales; Hydnaceae. The transcript is spliced from 8 exons. The coding region runs from base 1 to 702 and encodes 233 amino acids. The record is from RefSeq and is a predicted model, not a curated record. Gene Ontology annotation, molecular function: hydrolase activity, acting on ester bonds.
AUGAUGCGACUAUCUCCUGUGAUUCUUCUUUCCUUCGUUAUUCUCAGUGUCAGAGUCGUCUUGUCAUCUCCAACAUUAUACCUCAUUGGGGAUAGCACUAUAGCACCGCACGAUGCCUCCGAGGGCAUCCAAGGUUGGGGCGUCGAAGUUACACCAUUUUUCCAAGGUAUCAACAUCGUGAACAAAGCCGCUUCCGGGAGGAGUGCACGAAGCUAUAUACGCGAAGGAAAAUGGGCCGAUGUUCAAAGUUCACUGAUUUCGGGCGACUAUGUGCUCAUUCAGUUCGGCCACAACGAUGGUGGCAACCCCCUCAAGAGCGACCGGGCACCCGUUUAUGGAACGAACGAUUCUGUCACUCAAAACGUCACACUCUCAGAUGGAACCACCGAAAUCGUACACACCUUUACCUAUUAUCUGUAUUAUCACCUCACUAUGCAGUGCUACACCAUCAUCGCGUCGCAAACCCCCGAUAACCCAUACGACAACUCUACUACUAUUGCUUACAAUCCUCCUAGGUUUGUCGCGUAUGCCAAAGAAGUGGCCAGUCUCAAGGACAUCCCUUACGUUGAUCACUUUUCGGCAGUAAUUUGGAUAUUCGCAAAAUUGGGAGAGACGACGGUGGACGAAUUCUAUCCACGGGACCACACCCACACCAACAUGGCCGGCGCUCAACAAGUUGCACGGGCUUUCAUCCCGGCUUAA